This is a messenger RNA of Plasmodium cynomolgi strain B, 1496 nucleotides long. RefSeq lists its product as hypothetical. NCBI's taxonomy places the organism in Eukaryota, Apicomplexa, Aconoidasida, Haemosporida, Plasmodiidae. The record is from RefSeq and is a predicted model, not a curated record. The transcript has a single exon. The annotation marks the transcript as partial.
AUGAUCGGGUGGGCAAAAUCAAUCGUGGGGGUGAAGCCGAAGGGGUGGAGAGUAGCCCGGAAAUGGCUCCCAACCCCCGGGCAGCAGCGGAGGCUGUUCGGGUCCAGCACCCCACCCGAUGAACUCACCAGAAAAAUCAUAAUCGAGAGUAACUACGGACACAUAAAACAGAUGAAGAGCCAGGAAUUGAGAGUACUCUCAGAAAACUGCAGCAACAAAAAAAUCCGAGACGUAGUUUUAUGGAGUGAGAUAUCCCGAAAUGCUAUUGACAGAUGUGACGAGUUUAAAUACUUCGAUGCACUCCUACUGCUGAGUUCGUUUGAAAAAAUGAACCUAGCAGAUGAUCAUCUAUACAAAACGUUUGCUCAUGUCUUUGUAAAGCAAAUAAAUCACAUGGAGCCCAGGCACUUCAUCCUCCUAAUUACUUUGUACUGUAAAGCAAACAUAUUUCCACGGGUAUUAUUUGUCCAAGUUUUUCAUGCCAUUGUUAGAUAUUGUUCCAAAUUUUAUCCUGAGGAGUACGUAGAUUUGCUGAUCUGUUUUGCCAACUUACACAUUUCGAACGUAGAUCUGAUUAGGACUCUGUGUAAAUCCAUGGUGAAGAAUGUGAACCUGUUUGAUUACAGCAACUUGUGUUGCAUUGUUGGAUGUCUACGACGUUUGGAGGUUAAUGACGAUGUUAUUUAUUACGUACUAGAUGAGAAACAACAGAAGGAGUUAAAAUUACUAACAACACAGGAGCUGUUCGAUCUUAUGAAAAAGGUGAAGCUACUUAAAUACAGUUGGGAGUUAUACGAGAAAGAUUUACUUGAAGAGUUUUUAAGUCGCAUAGAUAGCUUCCAGGGGGAGAAGGACAUUAACCAGCUGGAAGACCCCUUCGUUUGUUUAAAUUUCCUCGUGUCCAAACAGCACGUAAAGAGCAGCUUUCUCAUAGCGCUUAGCAAAUGGUGUGCAUCGCAUGUGUAUGAGUACCCUUCAAGAUCCGCCAAGCGACCCCUCGCUUACCAACUCAUUAUGCUAUACCAACUUAUGCAAGAACAUGAUGUUAAAAAUUAUCACUUUAUUGAGAAGGCCAUCCAUAGAUUUGUCAUAAGUCGGGGAGGGUUGGCUGUCAACCGGGAUAAGAUGAUCAAACCGGUUUCCUACCAGAAGGGGCGUAAGUAUAUCUUUACUCAGGACCCCCUCGAGGGGGCUGACGCGGAGGAAGUAGACGCGUCAAGGGACCGUCUCGUAGACCAGCCCACUGGUGAGGAUUCCUAUCUACACGAGGGCAUACCGCACAGGAUCAGCGAAGACGAUGAGUAUACCUCUCCACAGCGUUACUCCGACCCGGAGGAGCCAACCCCUAUGACGGAGAAACAGCGGUCCAUCUCUCUGAGUCUGGGGAAAAGUACCGAGCGAAAGAAACCCUCCUUGCAUUCUCACGGAAGGCACUUCAACUUUAAGCUGCGGCAGCGGCCCAAGCGCGUGAAAAAUGGGGCCGUCCCAGUUGACAC